Messenger RNA from Symbiodinium natans, 1788 nucleotides. Lineage: Eukaryota; Dinophyceae; Suessiales; Symbiodiniaceae. The record is from the annotation of a GenBank genome assembly.
AUGCCAGAGGGAUCCCACCGCCAUGACGCGCUGUGCUCCCAGAAUGUGGGCAACAGCCUGGGCUCCCGCCCCUGCGUGCGGCAGACGGCGCUCUACAAGCAGCAUGAAAGUGGAAAUGCAAUGAAGGCCCUCCUGGGCACCCCGCACCUUUCGUGGGAUCCUGCAGGGUGCCGACGGGCCGAGGGCCAGAAGCCAGUUGGAGAUCGACGCAGAAGGUUUCUUCCCCGCCGCGAGGAAGACAGGUGGGACAAGGUGACAUCUUCGAACACCCGAAAGACGGCCGCAGGAAAGGUCAAGGAGGUCGCCUCCGGACCUUUGUGCCCCACUGGUUUCGAGGAGUCUGAUGAUGCUAAAGUGCCGUCACGACGCCCCGCAGUACAGCGUUCGGCCAUCAAUGCAGCUGGGAGGAUCGUCACGCGGGCUGGCGAGAAGGCCGCAGCCGCCCGUGGAGCUAACCAUGGGAACGGCUCAGUGGCAGAAUGUUUGACGAUGCAGGACUUCGGCCCUGCUUCGGCCCUGCGAAUACUUGCUGCCUGCAGGGUGAAGGUGCACGAUGAUGCACGUGCAUUCGCAGCUUCCUGCCAUGUCAAGAUUGAGUGGCCUUGCUCGGAGGCCGCUGUAGGCAUUUUGGGGAUUCUGCUCUUUACAAAGUCUACGGGGCACUUCAAUCUUGGAGACUUGGACUUGAAGGAUGAGGUGCUGGACCUGUGCUUGGAGUUCCUGCGGCUGCCUGCAGGAUCCGGUCCUGCAGACUCAUUGGAGGAAACACUUACAACAUGUUCAAGAGCCAUGCUGGGCAUGGCCAGGACUGCCAAAGUCGCGCUUGCUCGCUCAGAGCCGGGGAGCAACGCGACAUGUUCAACUGCGUCUGUGAUCGCGCGGUAUCCAUCGAUUAUUGACGAGGAGAGGUUUGAGCAGAUCCGGACUCGUCAAGUCUGGCAAGCCAUUCGGGCACCGCUGGAGAGCUUCAGGCUGCUGAAGUCCCUGGCAAACCACACGGCCCAGUGCAAGAGGCUCGGCCGCUGUGCAGUCUUCAACUUCUGGGAGCCUGGGGCAUGCUACGAGCAUCAUCCACUCAUCCGGUCUUUCUCCCCCUCCUGCUCCAGUGCUCCACCGGCACUUGGACCACGGAGGCUGACACGUCCGGCAAAGGGAAGGUCGACGGAUUGGCUGGGCAACCACGACUGGUGCCAUGACGGCCCGCAAGCGCAGCUGGAGCUAACACGCGUUUUGGAGUGCCGUGGCUUGAUCUGGGGCCCGCUGCCGGGCGAGGACUACUUCGAGACCAUCUCACUUCUGCAAGCUGUGACGUCGGCUUCUGAUUCGAUGGUCCUUGUGGAGGUGGGCUCGAACACCGGUUACUGGAGCUUGAAGGGCGCCAAGGCCUUCAGACGUCUUUUCCCGGACAGCGGCAGCUGUACCCUCGUUCUGAUUGAGUGGAUACUGCCAAUUGACCGUGCAGCUGCACACCUGAACGACAACGACAUCUACAGCCUCUGCAAUGUCAGCCUGCACCAGGCGCCAGCAACGCCCGAGCUGUUGGAUGGGCUCUUCCAAACCUUUGGGAAGAUCGACCUGGUGAAUGUGGACGUACAGAAGGUGGAGCUGUCCUUAAUCAUGGGGAGUGCCUUGCUGCUGAACGCCCGGCACCUGCAUGUUGGAACUCACUCGCGGAUCAUCCACCGCCAUCUUCUGUCCAUGCUGAAUUCCCGCGGCUUUGAGAUCGACUUCGACUACAUGCCAUUGACCUUCGUUCGGACGCCCUACGGCCCAGUCGCUUUCGAUGAU